Molecule: messenger RNA, 756 nt
Organism: Hansenula anomala
Lineage: Eukaryota; Fungi; Ascomycota; Saccharomycetes; Phaffomycetales; Wickerhamomycetaceae
Gene: RTT102
Product: Rtt102p
Exons: 1
Coding region: 1-756 (251 amino acids)
Biological process (GO): chromatin remodeling
Cellular component (GO): nucleus; RSC-type complex; SWI/SNF complex
Source: RefSeq, a predicted model, not a curated record
AUGUCAGUCAGACAAUCGCUUUACGGGCAAUCACUUGUGAGAAAUGCCAAUGCUUUGAAUUUCAAUAACGAUUCCUCCCAAGAAAAACAUUGGAAAAGAGAUUGGUACAGUCCUUCAAAGAACAUCCCUCAAUCAACAAGCAUCACUCCAAGUGCUACUCCAACCCCAUUUGGAGAUGAAAGAGAUACACCUUCACUAGAGCAGCAGACGUUCAACUUUAAGGUCAAGGCAUGGACCUAUGAUAAUGAUUAUAAACCUAUAGUGGAUGGUGAAGAAGAGGAUCUUCUAGAUCUAGAAGAAUUUUCCAUCGAAAGAAAGAGAGACGCCAAUGGACUAACUGAUGACGCUAUCAGAGGUGCUGUUGGGUCUGGUGAAUCUAUCCCAGGUAUAUCUAAUGGUAACAAUACUAAAACGGAAGACAAAUCUGAAAAAGAUCCAAAAGUGGAAGCUCCUGCUGUGGAAUCGAAUCAACCAGAACAACAACAAAAAACCAUUGAAGAAAAUUCAGAAGCUAUAAAUCCAAUACAAGAACAAGAGAAGAGAGAGUCUGGUGCUUCCAAAUCAGAGGGCGAAACAGCAGUAGCAACAGAUAUACAAACUCCAGCUCAACCUACUCUACAAGAACCACAAGAACAACAAGAACAACAGGAAAUACAGGAACCAGAAGUAAACACUACAGUACCAGAAGCCAAGGAGGAUGAAAAAAUUAACGACGAACCAAAGAAAGAUUCCGAAGGCGACGUGGUUGUUGAAUAA